Messenger RNA from Helobdella robusta, 1380 nucleotides. RefSeq lists its product as hypothetical. The coding region runs from base 1 to 1380 and encodes 459 amino acids. The transcript is spliced from 13 exons. The record is from RefSeq and is a predicted model, not a curated record. NCBI's taxonomy places the organism in Eukaryota, Metazoa, Annelida, Clitellata, Rhynchobdellida, Glossiphoniidae.
AUGGGCCAGUUGUUCGUUGGAGGUGCUGGAAAACACCUACCAUAUAUUUCAAUGCCGGAGGAGUGUGUGCAACCGGAGGAGUGUGGAAACGGAUUGAUUGACCCUGGCGAAGAUUGCGACUGUGGUUCAUUUCCAGACAAUAUCUGUUCCAGGAAAUGUUGUAACAUGGCAAAGUGCAAGAUUUUUGCUGGAUAUGAAUGUGCUACAGGGCUGUGUUGUGAUUUGAACAUAUGCAAGCACAAACCUGCUAGAGAUAUUUGCCGGGAGGUGCAAGACGAUUGCGAUAUUGUGGAUGAAUGCGAUGGAAGUUCAAGCCUCUGCAAAGAUUUGCAUAAACAAGAUGGAACCAUGUGCCUGAAUCGUUACUUCUUUCUGAACGGCAUAUGUCUAUCGAGAAACAGACAGUGCUCACUGUUAUGGAGCGACAACCGCAGCGUGUCGGCUGGUGAAGCGUGCUACCUUCGCAACAAACUCACUACAAACGGAUGCUUCAAUUGUGAUUACGACUCCGAAACAAAUAUCGCUCAACCUUGUGAUUUCAAAGACAGGUACUGUGGAAAAUUACUAUGUGCCGUCAGUCACUCUGCCGUUUUAAACAAACAUAACCACCAUCAUGUCGGUUUAUCAUGCGUAUGUUCGUUAUUUUACGUUAGGAGCGCAGGAAAACAUUUCUCCUACGUUUCAGAUGGAACUAGAUGUGACACAAACAAGGUAUAUCUAAUCAAGAUGAAUUUAAUUUGUCGUGUUACGAUGGAGCAAAAAAGCCGGCAAAUAUUUACGAGCAACUUCGCCGUCUACAUUGCCGAUGAAAAUCACAUGCACAAGAAAGUUCAUAAACUGAAAUUAGAUUGCCACUACCAAGGACACGUGGAUGGCAAUCAAUCACAAGUGGCUGUCCUCUCACUGUGCUCCAGUGUCAGCGGUUUUUAUCAAAGAGACAAUGAGGUUUUUGAAGUGAUGUCCAAACAAAAAGGAUCGUUGGAUGCGGUUGUCGUGAAGAAAGUUGACGUUCCAAGAUCAUCAUUUUGUGGAGUUCGUAACACUUUGAUGGCAAGCAGAAAAAAUUUGAAAAAUGUAAAGAAGAUGGUUCCAGUUGAAAGAAAUGUGACAGCCACACUUGAUAGAGAAAUCAGAAUUGUCAAGAUAUUUGUUGCUGUCGACUAUGAUGUUUUGUCAUCAUUUGACGGUAUCCUAACAACUUUUAACUUCUUUCUCAUGCAGAACUCGUUUUUCAAGUCGGAUGUGAACAUCACGGUGGAUUUCCUACUGAAUGCGUUCAUUGCUGCAAUACUAUCAAGAACAAGACAUUAUGAUAACCAUUUUGGGUCUAGUAAUUUGGGGUUCUCCAAAAAUAGUAUUGAAACCAAGAGAUACAUGUGA